Pan troglodytes (chimpanzee) is the source of this 1820-nucleotide messenger RNA. RefSeq names its product C-X-C motif chemokine ligand 16 (gene CXCL16). The coding region runs from base 1 to 873 and encodes 290 amino acids. The record is from RefSeq and is a predicted model, not a curated record. Gene Ontology annotation, biological process: positive regulation of cell migration; response to tumor necrosis factor; receptor-mediated endocytosis. Gene Ontology annotation, molecular function: low-density lipoprotein particle receptor activity; chemokine activity; scavenger receptor activity. NCBI's taxonomy places the organism in Eukaryota, Metazoa, Chordata, Mammalia, Primates, Hominidae. The transcript has 6 exons.
AUGUCUGGGAGUCAGAGCGAGGUGGCUCCAUCCCCGCAGAGUCCGCGGAGCCCCGAGAUGAGACGGGACUUGCGGCCCGGGUCCCGCGUGCUCCUGCUCCUGCUUCUGCUCCUGCUGGUGUACCUGACUCAGCCAGGUUAUUCGGGGGCGGGGCAGGGGACCCAGAUUCCCCUGUCAUGGGAAGGGGGCAAUGGCAACGAGGGCAGCGUCACUGGAAGUUGUUAUUGUGGUAAAAGAAUUUCUUCCGACUCCCCGCCAUCGGUUCAGUUCAUGAAUCAUCUCCGGAAACACCUGAGAGCUUACCAUCGGUGUCUAUACUACACGAGGUUCCAGUUCCUUUCCUGGAGCGUGUGUGGGGGCAACAAGGACCCAUGGGUUCGGGAAUUGAUGAGCUGUCUUGAUCUCAAAGAAUGUGGACAUGCUUACUCGGGGAUUGUGGCCCACCAGAAGCAUUUACUUCCUACCAGCCCCCCAAUUUCUCAGGCCUCAGAGGGGGCAUCUUCAGAUAUCCACACCCCUGCCCAGAUGCUCCUGUCCACCUUGCAGUCCACUCAGCGCCCCACCCUCCCAGUAGGAUCACUGUCCUUGGACAAAGAGCUCACUCGUCCCAAUGAAACCACCAUUCACACUGCGGGCCACAGUCUGGCAGUUGGGCCUGAGGCUGGGGAGAACCAGAAGCAGCUGGAAAAAAAUGCUGGUCCCACAGCCAGGACAUCAGCCACAGUGCCGGUCCUGUGCCUCCUGGCCAUCAUCUUCAUCCUCACCGCAGCCCUUUCCUAUGUGCUGUGCAAGAGGAGGAGGGGGCAGUCACCGCAGUCCUCUCCAGGUUUGCCGGUUCAUUAUAUACCUGUGGCACCUGACUCUAAUACCUGAGCCAAGAAUGGAAGCUUGUGAGGAGACGGACUCUAUGUUGCCCAGGCUGUUAUAGAACUCCUGAGUCAAGUGAUCCUCCCACCUUGGCCUCUGAAGGUGUGAGGAUUAUAGGCAUCACCUACCACAUCCAGCCUACACGUAUUUGUUAAUAUCUAACAUAGGACUAACCAGCCACUGCCCUCUCUUAGGCCCCUCAUUUAAAAACGGUUAUCCUAUAAAAUCUGCUUUUCACACUGGGUGAUAAUAACUUGGACAAAUUCUAUGUGUAUUUUGUUUUGUUUUGCUUUGCUUUGUUUUGAGACGGAGUCUCGCUCUGUCACCCAGGCUGGAGUGCAGUGGCAUGAUCUCGGCUCACUGCAACCCCCAUCUCCCAGGUUCAAGCGAUUCUCCUGCCUCCUCCUGAGUAGCUGGGAUUACAGGUGCUCACCACCACACUCGGCUAAUUUUUUGUAUUUUUAGUAGAGAUGGGGUUUCACCAUGUUGACCAGGCUGGUCUCGAACUCCUGACCUGGUGAUCUGCCCACCCAGGCCUCCCAAAGUGCUGGGAUUAAAGGUGUGAGCCACCAUGCCUGGCCCUAUGUGUGUUUUUUAACUACUAAAAAUUAUUUUUGUAAUGAUUGAGUCUUCUUUAUGGAAACAACUGGCCUCAGCCCUUGCGCCCUUACUGUGAUUCCUGGCUUCAUUUUUUGCUGAUGGUUCCCCCUCGUCCCAAAUCUCUCUCCCAGUACACCAGUUGUUCCUCCCCCACCUCAGCCCUCUCCUGCAUCCUCCUGUACCCGCAACGAAGGCCUGGGCUUUCCCACCCUCCCUCCUUAGCAGGCGCUGUGCUGGGACACCAUACGGGUUGGUUUCACUUCCUCAGUCCCUUGCCUACCCCAGUGAGAGUCUGAUCUUGUUUUUAUUGUUAUUGCUUUUAUUAUUAUUAAAACUCUAGUUCUUGUUUUGUC